Frankliniella occidentalis (western flower thrips) is the source of this 5456-nucleotide messenger RNA. RefSeq names its product RNA-binding protein fusilli-like. Gene Ontology annotation, biological process: regulation of RNA splicing. Gene Ontology annotation, cellular component: nucleoplasm; ribonucleoprotein complex. Gene Ontology annotation, molecular function: mRNA binding. NCBI's taxonomy places the organism in Eukaryota, Metazoa, Arthropoda, Insecta, Thysanoptera, Thripidae. The record is from RefSeq and is a predicted model, not a curated record.
GUGGGACGCUUCUGCCUGCCCCUCCACAGUUUGCUCCCCCGGGCAGUUACUCGCACUUUGCUGCGAUGCAGUCGGCCCAGGUGAUUCCCACCCUGACACGGCCUAGCCCUGCCCCCUUCGUGUACCCACCAAUGAUCUACUGGCCGUAUCCGUCCCCCCCGGUCAGCCCGACCUCUUACUACGGAGGUGGUAUGCCUCCCAACGCAGUUGCUCCACCGGGCCAGGUGGCACCCAUGGGGGGGCCGGCGCCCCUCCAGGGGCCUCCACCUCACCCCCCGCACGCCCUGGUAAUCUCGCAGCCCGGCUUGCCGUUCUCGGUUAGCCCUAACGGCGAUAUGCUCAACUUAUUUCAAGGCUUUCCAGAGUGGGCUGGCUUGGAAUAUGUGAAUACUGCUCAUCUGACACCGCCUGCUAUCAGUAAUGUUGGACUGCAUUCUGCUGUUGCGUAACUGUGAUGGACAACUGAUGCUGCUCUUUACCUAUGUCUCCACCUCCAAGUGAUUGGUAAACAUGCCAUUUUCCUGCCGUUGUGCGUCAACCUAUGUACAUAUGUGUAUGUACUGACUUUGAGUCACUGUAAUGUUGACUGAUUUUGUACUUGUGCAAUAUUGUUAAUGCUCGUCCUCUCUGAGAACAAGUAACUUAUUAUUUUGUUGAUUCCCCCCUCCCCUAUCCGAUUAUAUCAUUUUUCUUAUGAACUUUCAAUACCUUACCUAAAUUUUGCAGAUUUGCAUUGCAGAGUCCGUAACUCAUUUUUUUCCCAAAGAUGAUUUAAAUGUAGCUAUUAAAAAUGCUUCUCAUUAAAGUGCCUACUUAUAGGUUGAUUUACAUGAAAUGUUAUUGCUGAAAUUUUGUAUUUAUAGUAUUGUUAAUUGUUUAAAAUGUUUAGUUUUUAUAUAUAGAUAAUAUAUUUUUUGAAUGAUGAAGCUUUUAAGCACUGAAGUUAGUACACAAAAGCAAUUCUUGACAGUCAAUGUAAGUCUGUAGAAAUUUAUAUUAUAUCUAUUAAAAGUGUUAUCUGCAUUGUAGACGCUAUUAUAAGAUGAGCUCCAUAGAGAGGCGCGUUUGGUUUUUCGGUGUAAAAGUUACAAUUUGAGGCUUUUAUUAAAUCAGAGCUUUGGCACCUGCUCCUCUUAGUUUAAUUUGGCUGUGAAUAAGCUGUAAACAUCUGACUGAGAAAAUUCAUUGAGGAGUUUCUUUAUUCUUGGGUGACACAAUCCCAUACUUUUCAUUAAGAAAUAUUAUCGUUUUAUUCAUCUGACAAGUUUGGGUAAAAUUGACUUUUGUGCUCUUAAAUAUCAAUCACUAUUGUGGGUUUUCUUAGCUCUGCUGCCACUUUACUGAUGACGUUUCUAAGUCAUAUUCCUAUUUUGAUCACUAGAAAAUCUCUCUUAAUCUGACGUGGUUUCAUGCUUCUGGCAUGUGGUCAUCAAGCCCUUUAUCUUUUCUUUGUUUAUCCUGUAACUCUUAAAGAAUUAGUAAUGAAUCUUGUUAACUUGGCCUUUUUGUUUUCUUUUUUGCAAUCUAGUCUUCUUUGAAUUCAUUUGUUAAAAUUUAUCUGUAACUCAGUACUUGUCAGACAUGAAAUAAUUCCUGUACUUUACCUCAUGGCUGUUUUGUGUGAUUGUCUUGCUGUGAAUGAUUGUAUUCAUGAGUUUGUGCUCAUUAUAAAACGGUCAUCAGAAUUAGUAUGAAUUGCAUAUUGUUUUUAUUGACACUUGUAUAUUCUGCUCCCAUUUUGAGGAAUUGAUACUAUGUUGCACAAAAACUGGCUUUCACUCGUACUUUGUCAAGUGCUUUCUGAUUAAUCUUGACCACUUUCUCUAAGUGUUACAUGGUUUUGACACAACAGAUGAUAUAUAUCUAAUCUCCCUUUAGUAGAUUUAAGACUGUUUAAAUGCUCUUUAUUUUAACCAGAAAACAACGAAACAAUUCCCAAACAUUUGAAUAUUGCAUGUUUUGAUUUAUAAUUAUAGAAUCUUUUCUGUUAAUUUUGAUUAUGCCUAUGCCCUAUCUUGUUGUCCGUUAUUUAUUUGCAUUGUUAGUGUUUUCUUAAAUGAGAAUCAGUGUUUAGCUGUUCCUUGGGAUGAAGUCCCUGCACCAGUACUGUGAUUAUGAUUUAUUGUAAAUUAGUGAAGCUCCUGUCAAAAUUGAUAUUUAUCUAUCUAUACUAUGGUGCCAGAAGAGCUCAUGGUGGUACUUAGCUCAUUUGACUUUAUUUCAAAACAGCUAAAUAGUAAGUGUUAGAUUAAGUAGUGCUGCACUUUACUUAAAGUUGUGGAAAAUAGGUUGUGAAAUUAAAUGGAAUAUGCUUCUGAUUUCAUUGUAAUUAUUUUAAUUGGUUAGGACUAUGAAAUACUGGCCCGAAUUUGAAAGGAACUUUGCACAUUGCUUUUGAAUUGCUUCUCAUUGUUCCUAUAUUUCUCAGUCACUGAUGUUGCAGAAAAGUAAAGGACUGCUAUGAGUUUUGCAUGUGCAAUUGCAGCAUUUUAAAUUCGGUUCAGUGUACUAAUUGACUUUGCCAAUCAUACUUGCAAGCUGCUCUUUUCUGUGAUAUACAGUACCUAUGUAGCUGAUUGGUUGUAAUCUGUUGAGAUGUCUCUCUGCCAGAACUGUGCUAAAUGUGAUAAGAGAUGGUAACGACAACCAUGAGCUUUCUUCGCUGUUUCGUCUUGCCUUAUUUUUAAUUUUGUUUUUCACUUUAAAUUCUGAAGACGCACAAGCAGUGCUCGUGAUAGCUGACUGUUUCAUCCUGGUUAUCAUAUCUUUUCUCCUAAAGGUCAAGCAGUAUAAGAUUUUGAAUUUUUUUUAUGACCUUGACCAUGCCUUAACUAGGGAGGUAGAGGGAAAGUCUCAACAGACAAAGCAGCUGGUGAAACCAAACUUCUCUGUAUCAGAUAAAGAUCAAAUUGCAUCUGUCUGGUGAAUUGUAGGCUUCCACUGAGCUUGCCUUUGUUUUUAUUAGACCGGUCAGCAUUGACAUUCUGUAGUUUAUAUCAACUUAAUUAUAAUUUUUUGAUUCUAAGAAAUAAUGUGACCACCAAAAUAUCCAAUCACAUAUCAUGUUAGUGUGAAACCUGCAUCUUGAUUCAUUUUAAGUGCUAGGUUGAUACUACCGCAGUUCAACUGAGGAGACCAUCAUGGAAAAUAAAAGUAAGUCAAAUUGUAAUACGUUGUUCAUGGAAUGAUUCUGGUCUCUGAAGUGUGUACUGAUUGAGAUGUUUUUACAUCGCUCUCACAGUUUAGGUAUUGAUUUAGACGCAAUAACAGGAUGUAGUCUGUAAUGGGUGUUAUUCCUUUGAUUUUUAAUGUUCCUCAAAUAGGUAAGUGGAACAUGAAGGAAUUCUGCUGAAAAUUUGGUGCUUUGAUAUGCAGAUUAUGGCUACAUCAUGUUGUAUAUGUAGUGAUAUGUAAAGUUAAGGAAAAGUGUACAAAGAUGAAUAUUACAUUUCAAUUAUAUUGUUUCCAGUCUUGCAAUGAGUUGCAGACAGUAUUAGCUUUCAAGCAGUACUGUUGAUCUAGGUAUGUGAUUAUACUUUUAAGUAUCACAAAUUGAUAGUGUUUCUAGUAGUUGACUAACGUCUAUGAAUAUGCAGUUUGUAUCUAUUCUUUUGUGUCAUACAUUCAAUUUCAGCAUUAUUAACUUUCUUGAAGACGAUAUUUUAUCUUCCAUUUCAGUUCCACACUCUUUUUAAACAAUAUGUAAAUUGGUUCAAAUUUUGUUUUGGCCAGAGGAAUCAAACUCGCGUUUUGCUUUGAUUGGUUUGACGAAACGCUUCUGUGAUAACCAAUCUUAAAGGUUUCCUUUUCCUCCAUUUCUUUAUUUCCUUACAUUAUACCAGUCUUUUCAGCAAUUUUCACUGAUAUCCUGUAAAUUCUUUACAACUCUUGUCCAUAGACUUUAGUGUGUACUAUUUAUAGUCCAAGUAGAUUUGAAAUGUUUUUGAAUUAUUAUUAUAUUAUAGAUGCAUAUUUUAUGUUGAUAAAUUUUUAAUGUGUUAACUACUGCACCCAUGUUAAAGAUGUUCAAAUGAAUUACUAUAUUUCCGUGCUGUGAGCACAAGAUAGGUGUGAAUGAGUGCAUGUAUGACGUAAUGUGUCACGUUUGUGUGUUUGAGAUCAAUUGGAAUGUUUGUGUUGCUUAUGUUUGAAAGAAAUGCCCAUGGAAGUAAAAUUUCAUGUGUCAAUGAAAGUGCCAGUUAUGACUGGUUAGUCAAAUUAAUGAAUUUGUGCAAUAAUAUACAAAAUCUGUUGUGUUAAAUCCAGCAUAAAAGUGUUAUUAGUAUAAAGUUAUGAAAUUAGGAAGUUUUCAAUAUUCAACAUUUUCUGCACUAUGUUAUUGCAUGUUUUAAAAAUACUGCUUAGAUUCAUUUAAUUAAAAUAAAGUUAUUGAAAUUAGCACUGCCUAAUCAUGCCCCAUUAUUUCCCUAACUCCAUACUAUGGUGGUUCGAAUUUGGACUUUUUCCAUGACAAUGGAGACAAGGAUACCUUGACCAAUUCAGUUUUGGGGGAAGUUAAGUGAUUCUUGUGCCGGAUGUGAUGAGAAUGUCCUCCUGGACGCUCGGGGUGGUCUGACGCUGUCUCCGUUCACAUCCGUUGGCCUGAUCAGCGCGUUGCAAGCAUCCUCAGUGCUCUGUCAGCUCAUAAGUGUACAUUGUCUACUUUAAAGAAAGUAGACAUGCUCAUGUCUAUUAAAGAAAGUAAACACUAACUAUGUGUGUAUCUUUUUCAAUGUAGACUUGACCAUGUCUGCUUUCUGGUGACUGUUUUGACUUGAAGUGAUUUUUUUUACUAUAAUUUUUCUGCCUUUUUUUGUAAUUUUUUUCUCUUUUCACCCUUUCAAUUGAAGUGUUGCGAUUGUGAGCUUUUUUGUGACUGAUAUUACCUUUUUUGACUGUUGGUGACUUGAAGUGACCUUUUUUGGCGGAUAGCGCCCACCGCCCCACCUCCUCGGCCUGGGGCUCGAAGCCUAGCAGCGGGGAGACCUCCGGAGACCUCUAUAGUAUACUACAGCUGUAGAUCUCCAGAAUCGGAAUCCUAUCCACUCUUAUUGGCGGUCCAACGGCACACCCAGCACCAUGUUUGGCACUUGGACCGCUCCGUGCGCCGCUCUGGUUGUGGCACUCAUGUGCUGCCCGUCCACAGACGGACUUCCGCCGCAUCCGCCCCACAGUUUAGUCGGACGUCACCCUGACCACAGCAACGACCAUUGCCAUAGUGGGAACAAGGUACUGUCUCCGGCCAUGUGUAACGGUCUAUGCCUCAACCAGACUUCGACGGGAGGCCUCUGCAAAGAUGGCUUGUGCCUGUGCUACUGGCCCGCUGUGGAGGUCGGUGACCAGUCAACUACCGGUAUAUCAGCGUCUACCGCCUCCGCAGCUGCUGGCGCUGGCCAAACCACACCGUCACCGCACACUGAAAAUGUAUAAAAUAUACGAUAUUAGUUGAAACCAAA